Messenger RNA from Glarea lozoyensis ATCC 20868, 1125 nucleotides. RefSeq lists its product as uncharacterized. The record is from RefSeq and is a predicted model, not a curated record. The coding region runs from base 1 to 1125 and encodes 374 amino acids. The transcript is spliced from 4 exons. NCBI's taxonomy places the organism in Eukaryota, Fungi, Ascomycota, Leotiomycetes, Helotiales, Helotiaceae.
AUGGCCUUACAAGCUUCCGUCGAUUUCAAGAAGAUGGCUGUUGACUGGUGGGGAUAUGUGCUGCUUGCUUGUCUUCUUAUUGUAGUAGCUACGAUAAGAUGGAGAUCGAAGUCCGCAACCAUCAGUCGGGACGUCAACAGUGUCGUAGAUAAGAAGAAGUUCGUUGCUGAUGUACAAACGGCUACCAUCGUUCCUCGAAAUAACUUCAAAUGGCAGGAGACAAAGCCUCUCCAACUACGAACCUUCAAACCCAAAUACCACCUGACAAUGUCCAUAGAAUCAACCACGAUCUCGGAACUCGUUGAAAUGGACUCGACUUAUCUCGACCGAAUCAAUCUCCGGAGAAAAAUCAUGCAAGAGAAUCCAAGCAUUGCACUUGGUGCAACUGACAGAAUUUCAGCAGCCGUCAAUGAAUUCUACGUCUGGAUAUUUGGGACGUACCUUCCCACUCGCUAUCCAAAAAUGUUUGUCCUUCACCCUACAAGCGUUGAGAAUUUGGUCAACAAAGAACAUAUUCCUCGAACUCCGCCAACGUCUUCACUUGAGGCUUUGAAAAUCAUGGGAAGUCAUAUUGACCACGAUUUUCUUUUCAUGCUUCCCUCAGAAGACGGCGAAGGAUAUAUACUCGAAGGUUUUGUAGUAUGCUUCCCAAGUGGAUUCGAUACCAGCAAAAAGUGCGGGAUGACACUCCGAGAAAUUCACGGUCCGGUGCCGAAUUAUAAAGAGAAGUUAGCACUUAGCAUGGAUCGAUUCUUUGACAGGCUGGAAGUGGGCAAGGUUGUGAAGAGAGCCAAUUGGACAAUCACAACAACAGACGAGCUUUUCAAGCCCGGCGGAACACAUCUGUAUGAAGGCGAAGAAGCAGAACCCGAAGAUGUGGACAUAUCCCGGACAAGUCUCCGAUGCGAACGUCAACUUCUUCAUCGUUUACCCACCAGCAAAGCAAUUGUCUUCUCCUUCGAGACUUAUCUGUAUCCUAUUCAGCAACUACGAGACGAGGGAUCGGGCGAUGAUUUGGCAAAUGCUAUUGAGGGAUUGGCAGGAGGAAGUGUACCUGCGUUUCACACCUAUAAGCGAGCUGGAGUUUGGGGUGACGCCGUGAAAGCCUUUUUGAGGAAUGAUUAA